This is a messenger RNA of Schistosoma margrebowiei, 2823 nucleotides long. The record is from the annotation of a GenBank genome assembly. NCBI's taxonomy places the organism in Eukaryota, Metazoa, Platyhelminthes, Trematoda, Strigeidida, Schistosomatidae.
AUGAUUGAUCCUGUAUAUUACGAUGGUGGUUUAUUCAAGUUUAUUCCAUUUGAUAAUAAUACUUGGAUAAUUGAAUUAAUAAAACAAAGUGUUGAAAAGAAAGAAACUCAAUUCAUUAUUAGUGUAUGCAUAAUAAGCUGUUUACUAUGUUUAAUUACAAUUAUAAAAAUAAUAUUUAUACAUGAUAAUAAUAACAAUGUUACUUAUAAAAAUUCAGUAGAUAAUCAAUGUUGUAAUGCUUUGAAGCUAAUUUCAUCUUCAUACCAUAAAACAUAUAGGUGUUUUAACAGUUCACAUCAUGAUAAUACAUCAAUCUUCAAUGAUCAAUUCAAUAAACGAGAUAACAAUAAACAAUAUAUUAAAAUACAACAUAACAAAUUACAAGUGAGUAAAGUUUUACCAAUUACAGAAUCAUUAAAGAUCAAACAUUUCAAUAAACAUAAUAUUCAACCAGUUCAAUUCAUUGAUCAUAUUCAAUGUGAUCAUGAUCAUUUGGAAAAUAAUCCUAAUUAUAAAUUGUAUAUCGUAGAUUUAUUUAAAUUUCAUAAAAACUCAUUAUAUCGCUUAUUUAUAUACUCAAUAAUUGUUAUAAUCUGUUUUCUAAUUUGUCUCUAUAGUUUUAUCAUAUCUUAUCAACAUAAACAAAAUUUAAUACAACAAAUGAAUAAUUUACCAUUCAAAUUGAAAUUAAUCUUAUUAGAAAUAGAACAAUUCAGUCAUUAUGCUAUUGAUAUAACUUAUAAUUUAACUAAAAUUCAUAUUCAUAAUGAUUUAUUACAAAAUUCAUCAACGAAUAGUUUAUUAAAUCAAUUUAUUCAUUGUAUAAAACAAUUUAUUGCUAAAAUUAUUACUUGUUUAGCUACUACUAAUUUAUCCUAUAUAAGUAGUAAUUCUUCAUUGACAAUAUUUAAAUUAAAACAAAAUAAUUUAUCUUUUAUACAAUUAGAAAAAAUUAAUAUAGAAUCAAAUAUGAUAUUGAAUAAUUUUGAUUUAGUUUUAAAUCGUUAUAUAAAUUUAAAUAAUGUAGCUAGAUUAUUGAAUGAAGAAGUAAUUAGAAAAAUUGAACAUUCAUGGUAUACAUAUAGACAAAGUUUAUCAUCUUUAACUUAUUUAAAUGAAUAUUUAAUGAAAGAGAAUAUAACAUCAAUAUCAUUUUUUUGGUGGUAUACAUCACCUAUUAUACAACAGACAAAAUAUAUUCUUUGUGAUAGUUUGAAACAUUCUAAAUUGAUAGAUUUUACUACAUGUAAUGAAAUAGAUGAAUUUUUAUUAAAUCUUAUACAAUAUUCAAUUCAUCUUCCAUUAAAUUUACAAAUGAAAAGUUUAACAUCAGUUUUAAUGUAUGAUUUCAUUCCACGAGCAUUGAAUAUUGAACAUUUAAUAUAUCAAUGGUUACCGAUUAUUGAUAAUCUAUCAAAUAAUUGUAUAAAUUUUUUGUUUGAAACAUAUUUAAAACCAGAGAUUAAUAAAAUUAAAUAUGAAAUUUCUAUUUUUAUUAAACAAUUUCCUUCUGUUAAACUUGUUGAACAAUUAAAACAAAUUAUAAACUAUUUCAAUAUUGCACUAUUAUCCUAUCAUAUACUAUUUAUUUCAUUGAGUAUAAUACUUAUCAUCAUUUACAUAUACAUAUUCAUUUUAUAUUAUCAAUUCAUCAAAGGUCGAAAUCAUCAAUACAAAACUUGGAUUAAUAAUAAAGGUCAAUUCAAAGUAUACAUACAUCGACCUGUUUUUUUACGUUUUACUUUAUGUAUAAUUUCUAUAAUAUGUUUCUUAAUGAUCAUGGUUAGUUUGACAAGUGUAUACAUCUCAUUAAUUGGUAUAAAUGAAGGUUGUAUAUAUCUACAAUCGAAUCAUUUAGCUCAAAUAAAAGCGGAUGAAUUAAUUACAAAAUAUUUAAAAGUUUUUAUUGAUAAUUUAAAUGAAACAAUCGAAUUUUUAUCAAUUCCAAAUUUAAAUUUAAAAAUACCGCAAAAUAUUUUAAAAACAAUCAAUUCAAAAUAUACACCAGAUCAUUUACCAUUAUUAAAAAGUUUACAUAUAAAUCGUCCAUUAAAUUUUAUAAAUAUAUUAAAUUCUAAUUAUAUUUAUUCAUUAUUAUAUAAUAUUUGGUAUAAAGAAAUUAUAAAUAAAACAAAAUAUUAUGAUUUAAAAUCGAAAAUCCCGCCAAUCAAUUAUCGCGCGUUAUAUGAACAAACUAAAUUAACAUUCAAUUUAACUUAUUUAUUCGAUGAUUUAUAUGUUGGUCAUGUCAAUGAUUAUUUAAUUCAUCCUGGUUUUAAUUAUUUUAGAAUAAUUUUACGUAAUUUAAAAAAGAUUUCAAAUGAUGAGCAUAACAAUUUAAUAAAAUUUUAUAAAAAAUUAAAUCGAUUAUAUAAAGAAUAUCAUAAUAAUUAUUUAUUGAUUGAAAAUCAAUUAAAUAUUAUUGAACAAAAUAAAAUAAUUUUAAAACCAUUUGAUAAACUUGCUAAUAUUUGUUUAAAUUUAUUAGAACAAAUUCAAAAUUUAUCUAAUUUAGAUAUUGAACAUUUAAUCGAUCAAUUAUUUCCAAUUAGUUGGUAUGAAUUAAAAUUGAAUUUAAUUCAAUAUAUAAUACCAUUUAUACAUUAUUUAUUAGAUGAUCUGAUCCCAUUUAAUGGUUUAUAUGAAAUAUAUAUCAAUGGAAUUAAUACUAUUUGUCCAAUAAUUAAUAACAAUAAUAAUCAACAAUUAUCAAUGUUAAAUAUAAAGCCUAUAUUAAAUGAAUUAAAAUGGAUGAGUAUAAUAAUGACAAUAGGAUGUAUAUUUUUAUUAUUAUUAUCAUUAAUCAAUUCAUUAUUAUUAUAA